Zea mays is the source of this 3415-nucleotide messenger RNA. RefSeq lists its product as uncharacterized. Gene Ontology annotation, biological process: protein phosphorylation. Bases 228 to 3044 code for a protein of 938 amino acids. The record is from RefSeq and is a predicted model, not a curated record. The transcript is spliced from 16 exons. Lineage: Eukaryota; Viridiplantae; Streptophyta; Magnoliopsida; Poales; Poaceae. Gene Ontology annotation, molecular function: ATP binding; protein kinase activity.
AUUCGCGAAUUGUCGGCCUGCCGUUGGUGGACUGCUGGACGCGGACGCGACGGCGAGGUGACCCGAUGACGUGCGCAGCGUAGCAGCAGCCAACAGUGGACUCCCCGACGCCCUGCCCGGCUGUCCCGUCUCGACCACCAGCACCAGUUCAGCCCAUCCACCGCCACCACCUCAGACGCUCCUAGUCACCACUCGCUGUCCUCGGCUUCUCCUAAAAGCUCGACGCGAUGGCGACGCUGGUGCGGCCGCCCGCGCUGCACGUCCGCGCCGUGAGCGGCGGCGGGAACAAGGACAGGGUGGCGCCGCAGCGGCCUUGGUGGGGCGGGAACAAGCCCAUCUCACCGCGCCAGUCGGGCGGGAGCGGGGCGCGAGGAGGCGCGGGCGGCGGCGGCGUCGCGCUGGACCAGGUGCUAGGUGUGCUCCGCCGCGACGGCGAAUUCGUCCAGGCCGCCGUCGGCGCCCCGCUCCGCGACGUCUUCUGGCUCCGCUUCCUUGAGAAGAAGCAGCGGAAGCAGCAGCAGCCGAGACCUAAGCACAAGCCUUUCCGGCAGCAGCAGGAAGAGGAGGAGGUGGUAGUGGUGGACGAGUCGCCCCCGGCCUUCCCGCCCCCCUCGUACCCGUCAGGGUUGUCGUGCGUGGAGCUAAUGGCGGCCGACUUCCAGGCCCUCAAGGUGUACGCCGGUAGCGCGCGGCACUCUCUCGCGCGCCGAUUCCUCGGUAGCAAUAGCAAGGGAAAGUCUGAACAGCAACCUAAACCCAAACCCCAGGAGCAGCAGAAAGAGCAGCAACAUAUACUUCAGGCCCCAGCCUUCCCUCCGCCCUCCUACCCACCAGGAUUAUCCUGUAUGGAGUUGAUGAUGGCUGACCUUGAAGCCCUGAAACUGUACAUCAACUACUAUUCGGCCAUCCUGACUACGCCGCUCCCCCAGCAUUAUGAUCCUGACCUCCUUGCCCAGUACUUCGCCUCACGUCCGCAUAUCCUUGCCUCUCGCGUCAUUCAGAUACUCUUCACAUUUCUCUCAGCUGUGGUGAAGAUGCGGAUUUCAAAAAGAGCUCAGUUAACCACAGAUGCUACCUAUAGUAGUGGUAACAGCGGCAACGGGUUUGAUGAUACUCAAUAUAUGGUCGGCCAACUUCUCAAGGAGACAUUUCUUAACCUUGGGCCUACUUUUAUUAAAGUUGGACAAUCACUUUCUACAAGACCUGAUAUCAUAGGUUCAGAGAUUUGUGAGGCCCUUGCUGAGUUGCAUGAAAGGGUUCCUACUUUCCCAAGAGAGGAUGCAAUGAAGAUCAUUGAGGGAGAAUUUGGGUGCCCUGUGUCGCAUAUGUUCAGUUAUGUUUCAGAUGAGCCUGUAGCAUCUGCUUCCUUUGGACAGGUCUACCAGGGGCGCACAGUUGAUGGUUCUCUUGUUGCAAUAAAGGUUCAGCGGCCAGACCUUCUACCUUCUGUACUGAGAGACAUCUAUAUUCUACGCCUUGGGCUUGCUUUCAUACGGAAGAUAGCCAAGCGAAGAAGUAACAUUUCUCUUUAUGGUGAUGAGUUGGGUAGAGGUUUCGUCGGCGAGUUGGACUACAAUAUUGAAGCUGCUAAUGCUACCAAAUUUAUGGAGGUUCAUUCCAGAUAUCCUUUCAUGCUAGUUCCUAAGGUUCUUAAACAACUUACUCGAAAGAGGGUUUUAACAAUGGAGUGGGUGGCUGGUGAGAACCCCAAGGAUUUGCUUUCUUUGUCUAAAGGAGUUUCUGAAAAAUUUACUCAAGCUUCAGAUAAUCAGAAGUUGGAAGCAAAAUCUCGCCUUCUUGACCUGGUCAAUAAAGGUGUAGAGGCAUCGCUAGUGCAGCUUCUUGAGACAGGCUUGUUGCAUGCUGAUCCUCAUCCUGGUAACUUGCGUUAUACUCCUGAAGGCCGUGUUGGGUUUCUAGAUUUUGGUUUGCUGUGCAUGAUGGAGAGGAAACAUCAGCGUGCUAUGCUUGCAAGCAUAGUGCACAUAGUAAAUGGUGAUUGGGCUUCCGUCGUUUAUGAUUUGACUGAAAUGGAUGUAGUUCCACCAAAAACCAAUCUACGUCGUGUGACAAUGGUGCUUGGAAAAAUUUGGUCUGUGGCAUUUAAAUAUCACUUCCGUAUGCCACCUUACUACACACUUGUUCUCCGGUCACUUGCCUCUUUGGAAGGACUAGCCGUGGCAGCAGAUGGGACUUUCAAAACAUUUCAAGCAGCAUACCCAUAUGUUGUUCGGAAGCUUCUGUCCGAAAAUUCACUUGAAACAAGAAGACUCUUGAAUCAGGCAAUUUUUAACAAAAGGAAAGAGUUCCAAUGGCAGAAGAUUGACGCGUUUCUAAAAUUGGCUUCAGCAAGGACCAACUUCAAGUAUAACAGUGAAGUUUUGCCAGAGCCUGACAUGAAGUCCAUGAAUGUGGCUAGCCUUGUGGAGAUCAGUGAUGCAUAUUCACUUGACCGUGCUAUAGCUACACCAGAGAGAGCAUUGCAUACUGCAAACCUGUGUGUGAGGCUUUUAUUAUCUAAGGAGAGCAUUGUGAUUAGGAGACUUAUUAUGACAGCGAAUGCAAAAUCUCUUGCCCGUGAUCUGAUCUCCAGAGAUGCUUUGAUGUUCCGGGUGCUCCUUAGUAAGGUUAUUGCGGAUGUUGUCUACCAAUGGAUGUUGAGUGCCACAGGCUUGAAACGAGUUAUGGAGACCAAGAUCCAGACGCCCAUGACCACAGGAAAGAACGAGGGACAUCUGGUGCUGGCUGAAGAACCAUCGACCCUGAUGGUACUCCAGGCGGCAGUAAAAGACCGAAGGAUUCAGCUCAUGUUCACCAAGUUUGUGAGGGAGUUGAGAGAGGAGCCCGUCUUGAUGAUUAGGGUGAGCUGGAACGUGUUCCUCAUCUCGGUCUCAUCUGCCGCUGUAGGCCUGCACCGUUUCUUGGUGUUCUUCUUGAAGGAGGAUGGUGCCAGGUUCUUGGAUGACAAGGUCAAGAAAAUGAAGAUUUGGCUGAUGGAGUUCUCGAAGCGGACGGCUAAUCUGGAGAUUCAAGGAAUUCUGUGAAUGUUGGUGGCUUUUGGUUGAAGGAUUUAAUAGCUGCUUCGCACUCUGGUUUUUGGAGUUACUUUCUGCAUCGAGUGAAUCCAGUUCCUGUUUACGCUGGCUGUCUGAGCUUGCUUGGCUGCUGGUGUUCCCAGAGAUUUAUAAAAACAGGGUUUUCCUCCGUCAUUCCGCCGCAGCUAGUAUAUAAUAGAUGGUUCUUGGUUGUUCAUGUACUGUGUAGCUGUAUAUAAUAGAAACAUUGCAGGAUCAGUGAGUAAUUCUGUGGCCGAGUAAAGUGCAGUGGUGGAAGGCAUGUGUUACCUACUGGAUAUAAAUAUGAUGAUGUGAAUGUUCAGUUGAAAAACUUGGGUGACAUGAACUGAUGAACUAUA